AUGAAUGAACUCACAGUUCAAGUGCAACUUUCCUUCGACUCCUCCGCGAAUAAGAGCUAUGCCACCAUCAGCACGAUUGUGGGCGCAACAAGCAGCAUGGGCAACAUGAUUAUCAGCUCAGCGAGCAUCCUACACUCAUCAUUUAUCAAUCCAAAUGAGGAGCCCUGGAGGACAUUAACAACCAUCUACACAGCCUCUACACAGCUCUGA
Penicillium pulvis is the source of this 210-nucleotide messenger RNA. RefSeq lists its product as uncharacterized. Lineage: Eukaryota; Fungi; Ascomycota; Eurotiomycetes; Eurotiales; Aspergillaceae. The record is from RefSeq and is a predicted model, not a curated record. The coding region runs from base 1 to 210 and encodes 69 amino acids. The transcript is spliced from 2 exons.